ACCGCGGAAUAAAGAGCUGCGGGAGAGGAAGGCUGCCGUUUGCGGGAACUCAAACGGGGAAAGUCGGGAAACCCCGGAGCGCGGUAGCCUGUGGUCGGACUCGGUUGGCAGGUUGACUGGCACCCCUCGGCUCCUUCCAUGCUCUUGAUUGAUGGGUAUGCCGAAGCUCUUGCAGGGAGGGUGUGAGAUGGCGACUCAUGGCAUCCAAUGGAGUUGAAGACUUGAAGAGACGGGCGUCCCAUUCAGCCCUCGCCUCUGGAGCCAGGUCUGCGGCGGUACUUGUGCCCAACGGCCACGGCUCGCCCCACCCCCUGGACAGGAAGAGGCCCAUGACCCCGCAGCCCCGGAGCCCUGUGGCCAAACCCAGCACGAGAGCGGGACAGGACCAGCCGCUCUGCGUCUCAGGGAUUUCCCCACACCGUGCCUACAUCUGCGUGCCUGCGUCCGGGCCCGGGGCCAAUGGCGUCUGGAACGCCGGCGCAAGUCGCGUUAAUGGUGCUGGCGACGGAGGCUCGGUCUCUGAUGUAGCUCUCAGGAGCCCCCAGCCUUCCGGCGCUCCCCUCACCGCCUCCCAGAACCCGUGCGGGCCGGAACCCGCCCCCCAAGGCUGCCGAACCCCCCUGCCCGUCGACCCGCUCCGGUUGAGGUCUGGUUUGCUGGGGAAGAGGGCCUUCUCGCCCCAGCCCUCUGCCUACCCGACCUCUCCCUCCCCGCCAAAGGCCACGUCCCAGGCAUCCCCAGUGGUCACCGAAAGCAGCAUGCCCACCAACCAGUCUUCCCCGUGGAGCAACGCGAAGCUCAGGGAUGGUGGCGACGGGAUCGUACGGCCUACCACCGCCAAAGUGCCUUCCCACCCCAGGCAGGGGCGAGGCGACCUGGGGAAGCCCACCCCUGUCCCCUCCCUAACUCCUCUCCACCGCGAGAAUGGUGGCAAGACGGAGCCCGGGCUCACACACCCCCCCACGCCUUCACAGGAACAGUACCAGGACCUGGUGCAGAACCACAGCUGGGGGGGCGAGGCCCGGCAGCGAAUCGAGACCGUGGCGACGGACGCAGGUGAGGCGGAAGGUCGGUCAGGGUGCCUUGUGGACCGCAGAGGUUCCGCGGGGCCGGAGAAGCUCCGGAAGAGCCAGCCUCAGGUGUCGCUGACGGCGGCCGUGCAGAAGCUGACGGCGAGCGCCGCCCACCUGCGGAAUGGGACAGUGAAGGCCUUGACCUCGAGUAACCCCAGCGUCCUGGAAGUGGUGGGGAGGGCCCCCCCGUGCUCCCCCAGCCACGCGCCUCCGGGCAAAACCUCACCGCUCUGCCUUACAAACGGGACCGCCGAGCCCAGCUGCAUUCCCAUGGAGGUCUCCAGCGCCGCCCGCCUCGAUGCCAGGAGUUGCGGCCGCGGAGCGUUACCCCCCGCCGCGCGUGCCGGUGCCAUUCCAGGGGACGGCCCGAGCGGAAGGGCCUCUCCUCAACAGCCUUCGGUUUACUCAGUGACCACCCAGAUAUCUGCCAUACACCUGACCAAGGACAGCGCGCCCCUCCCAGAGGACCAGGGCUGCCCCUCGCCACCGCUGGAGGAGCAGCGUGCCAUGACCCCCGACCAGGAGACUGUUGCCAUGCUACGGGAGGACGGGGAGGAAGAGGAGCUGCCGGAUGGGCUUGAGGACCACUGCAGCGGCGACGACGAUGACGGAUCUGAAGCCUCCUCCAUGAAUGACGCUUCUUCUGUGAAUGACACCUCUUCUGUAGCCUCCAUGGUGGUUCUAUCAAACGUGGAGGAGCCGGCGACCCCCGACAUGGAGGAUAACAGGCCCGAGAGGCCGGCCCUGGUGCCCAGCCUGUUCCCUUCCUUCCCCCCCACACUCUACUUCAGCACAGCCGCUGAGAGAGUGGAGCUGCUGCCAGCGGAGCAGAGGAGGCUGCUGAAAUGGAAAAUCAGCUCCGUCACGCCAAACGUGGUCAAGCAGACCAUCGCCAGGUCGCAUUUCAGGGUCACCAAGAGGAGCCACGACUGGCUGGGAUGCUGGGGUCACCACAUGAAGUCGCCGGGAUUCAGGGCCAUCCUGGAGCACCAGAAGCUGAACCAUUUCCCAGGCUCUUUUCAGAUUGGCCGAAAGGACCGACUGUGGCGGAACCUGUCCAAGAUGCAGGCUCAUUUCGGCAAGCGGGAGUUCAGCUUUUUCCCACGGUCCUUUGUGCUCCCGCAGGACAUUAAGCAGUUGCGGAAGGCCUGGGAGGAAGGCGGCAGCCGGCAGAAGUGGAUCAUCAAGCCGCCGGCGUCGGCUCGGGGGAUCGGGAUCCAGGUGAUUCACAGGUGGAGCCAGAUGCCCCGCAGGAGACCGCUUCUGGUGCAGAAAUACCUCCACAAGCCCUACCUCAUCAGUGGGAACAAGUUUGACCUGCGGAUCUACGUUUACGUCUCCUCCUACGACCCUCUCCGCAUCUACGUCUUCACCGACGGCCUCGUCCGCUUCGCCAGCUGCAAGUAUUCCUCUUCAAUGAAAAGCCUGAGCAACAAGUUCAUGCACUUGACGAACUACAGUGUGAACAAGAAGAACUCGGAGUAUCAGAGCAACAGCGAUGACAAGGCCUGCCAGGGACAUAAGUGGGCUUUGAAGGCUCUGUGGCAGUAUCUGGGAGCUAAGGGAGUCAACACCACCGUGAUCUGGGACAAGAUCAAAGACAUUGUGAUCAAAACCAUCAUUGCGUCGGACCCGUACGUCAACGCGCUGCUGAAGAUGCACGUGCACUCGCCCUACAGCUGCCACGAGCUCUUCGGCUUCGACAUCAUGCUGGACGAGAACCUCAAGCCCUGGCUUCUGGAGGUCAACAUCUCCCCCAGCCUGCACUCCAGCACGGCGCUGGACGUCAGUAUUAAGGGGCAGAUGAUCAGGGAUGUGCUGAACCUGGCUGGCUUUGUGCUUCCCCACCAGGAGGACCUGGAUCUGUCCAGCAGCUCCUCCAGCAGCUUGUGCGGCGGGGCGACGGGGAGAGUGGGACACACAUCAGAGCUGUCAACAGAUGAGAAAAUCAAGAGAGCUGCUUUUCUGAGCCAGCGCUUUGCAGAUCAGGAGUUCCUGUCCUCUGUGCUGGACGUCCUGACUCCGGGUGAUGUGCGGGCGCUGGCGGAGACGGAGGACGAGCUGACCCGGCGGGGCGAGUUCGAACGCGUGUUCCCCUCCCCGACCUCCUCCCGCUACCUGCGCUUCUUUGAGCAUCCCCGCUACCUCAACAUCCUGCUCAGCCAGUGGGAGCAGAAACACUGGCAGAACAGGGCCAAAGGCGUUGACCUGCUUAGGAGUCUCUGUCAGAAAGGCGUUCACCUGGGAAACACCUCUGACCCAGCACACCUUUGGUCAUCCAGAACCAGCUGUGGUCAGAGGUUUGACCCCUGCAGUAACCCCUCCCCCAAACAUGAUCCAAUCAGAUCAAGCGUGGUGAUCAGUAAGAGGCGUGGAUCCCAGGGCGAGGAUGAGGAUUCUCCCCAGGAGGACCUGUGGUCAGUGACCUCCAGCCUCUCCGACAUCGGCCUCCUGGGGUCCCCCAGCCCCGGGCCGGCCGGCGACAGCCCGCACCCCACUGACUCUGCGUGACGCGCGUGCUGUCACUGUUUACACUUUGGGCUUCCAACCGACGCACAAACGCAGUCUCAGGGUCCGGGAGAGGGGAGUGAGGCGGGGCGUGCGUGCGCGAGGCACGGGGCGAGCACAAAAUCGCAGACGCACCCUUCUGUCCGCUCUCCUCUUCCACUCCGGGGUGCAUCCCUCGCUCCUCUGGCUCUGUCUGAAGAGAGGGAGAAAGGAGGAUGAGAGGAGAUCUAUCUGAUGGGCAAACAGCAUUGCCGAAAUCACUGGCCAAUACCACGGUGACGUUGUCUUCGUUACAGAGCAGCCCUGUAACGGCUGUAUAGGUUACACAGGAAAUUACAGGAAGCCUUUUCAGCUGAAGAGAAGCAGGUGACGUCCUCCUGGUUCCUCGCCUGGGGUGGAGUCUGUCGAGAGCAAUGCAAUCCAAUCAGGUCCCUCUCGUAUGUAUGUUUACAUUUCAGCUGUGGGCACUGCGGGAUCAUUACUAACACACCUAUUUGGCCUGUGAUUUCAUAUAUGCUAGAUAUUUGUUAAUUUUUUUGGAAAAAAAAUAAAAUGGGAAUAAUAAUUGUUAUUAAUAAAAACUGUAUUUUUAUCCUUGGAUAAUGGUAGUCACUGACG
Messenger RNA from Megalops cyprinoides (Indo-Pacific tarpon), 4199 nucleotides. Its product is annotated as tubulin polyglutamylase TTLL4-like. Bases 198 to 3584 code for a protein of 1128 amino acids. Gene Ontology annotation, biological process: microtubule cytoskeleton organization; protein polyglutamylation. Gene Ontology annotation, cellular component: cilium. Gene Ontology annotation, molecular function: tubulin binding; tubulin-glutamic acid ligase activity. The record is from RefSeq and is a predicted model, not a curated record. Lineage: Eukaryota; Metazoa; Chordata; Actinopteri; Elopiformes; Megalopidae. The transcript has 19 exons.